GAGAGAGAGAGGAGUGUUCAGAGGAAACUAACAGCCACAGACUGAAGACACUGAUCCCUGAUUCCACUGAGUCCUGUCUGCUUCUAAAGGAGCUGCUUCUGUCCUUCUUCUGUCCUGCUUCCAGCCUUCUUUGGUUUCUAAACACCCGGUGUCGUCUCAGGAAUAGGACUUUAUUUAUGGACACUUCAACCUUCCUUUUGGAAAGACACACAUGCAGACUCUCGGUUUAGGAAAUCUUAAUUGAUACCAUUUGUCUGCACCAGGAUUAUUAAACCUAAAACACUUUCUGCAGAGUUGAGCUGAGACGGUGAAGGAACAUCUACAGAGUUUGUCUGUCCGGUAAAAUGAGUUGGACGCAGCUGAUCAGGAUGGUGCUCUGUGCAGCGACCUGUCUCCACUCUGCUGCUGCUCUGCCUGCUGCAGGCUGUGAAGGAGAUGACUGUGGUGGAGGCCAGACCCCCUCUUCUUCCCCAUCCUCUUCUUUAUCACCCUCUUUAUCUUCUUCUGUGGUGGUGAAACCCCAGCAGCCCUCCCAGGACUUCCUGGGCCAGUUUACCCAGGUGAACUCACCAAACAGCGGGGACCGUAAACACCGUGAUGCCAGCGCCGUCCUGCCCUUCAUCGGCCUCACAGGCAGUGUUGAGCAGAGUCGUAGCUGCUGUAAGAACGGAGGAACCUGUAUCCUGGGCAGCUUCUGCGCCUGCCCUCCGUUCUUCACGGGGAGGAGCUGUGAGUACGACCAACGCAUCAGGAGCUGUGGUUCCAUUCCUCAUGGUGAAUGGGUUCAGAAAGGAUGCUCGUACUGUCGCUGCGGUUACGGCACUCUGCACUGCUUCCCUGAAGUCUUCCAUAAAGACUGUGAUGAUUCGGAGGAGGUACAUUGGUAUCGUUCGUCAGCUGUCAGGACAGUUGGGCCUGGCUGCUUCCUGUAUCUGGUGCUGCUUCUUCCUCUGCUUCUCCUCGUCUGAUGUUUAGAAAAAAAUCAGAUCCUGGACACCAACACUAAGAUUCAUGUGAAACGCUGAGCUGUGGACUAUGCAAGAUUACUCAAGCUGUUUCUUCAGGAGUAAAGAUCGGUUUCCAGACAUCAUCCUACUUUCAAGUGUAAAAACUGAAUAUCUGGAUUUUUUGUCUGGUUUAUGGGGACCCUCUGCAUUGUUGCGGUUUAUGGGGACCAUCUGCUAAGUUGUGGUCUGAAAGAUGAGCCCAUGAAAUGUGCAGGGGACUGAAGGUUGAAUGGACUUGAACCGAAUCACUGGACCAACAUUAACAUUUUCAAGAAAACGCUUUUUGGAACAUGAAAAAUGCAGCUGAACUUGCUAUGUGAAACUCAGUUUUCACAUAGCAGGUCUUCUUGUCUCAAGAAAUGUGGAUAUGUGUGUAAAUAUCUUUAAAAUACAUCACUCUGCUUGCAUAUUAGAACAUUUAACUUCACACAUAAGUUCAUGACCAUGUCUCUAUUAACAGUUUAACAGUGAGUAGCCACGACUGAAGUCCUAACUCUGCGUCUUUGUGUCUUUAAACCUUUCAGUCCAGUGAGACUUCGUCUGUGUGUCUAUGAUGAUUCGAAGAACUAAGUGUAUAUGACGGAAGCUGUACAUAAGAUUUUUAUGAAAAGUAUGUUUUUUUGUAAAUCUAGGCUCUGAUGCCUGUUGUGAUUUUUUUUCUUUGUAAAAGAAGACAUUUUCUUGUUUUUAACUUUAUGUCUUCUGUCUGUUUGCACAAACUGUGAGUUGAUGUGACAUUUUGUCCUGCGUAUAUAAACAUGUGUUUAUGAAAUUGUUUAAAACAAUGUCAAUUAAAACACAUGUGACAUUGGGGGUACCAUGAAAGGGAACUUUUUAAUAUUUAAAAAAUCACUGGGUUCAAUUAUCAAAUCAAGUUUCAAAGUAAGUGUUAAUUGUUUUUUUUCUCUUUUAAACAAUCGUUGGAGAGAGAGAAUUGUAAUUUUCUAUCUCAGUUAUCUGCAGGUAUUUUCAGUGGGAGCUCUGCCUGUCUCUUAUCUCCAGAGUUUAUUGAUGAGGUUUGUAUUGAUUAUCAGCUGUUCUCUUAUCUUAAACAAACACAUCAGCUGUUGUUCUGCAGCUUGUCUGCCUGCCAGCUGCUUCAGCUCGCUGCUCUAAAAUUUACUGGCAGAAUAAAAGUAAU
Molecule: messenger RNA, 2148 nt
Organism: Anoplopoma fimbria (sablefish)
Lineage: Eukaryota; Metazoa; Chordata; Actinopteri; Perciformes; Anoplopomatidae
Gene: tdgf1
Product: teratocarcinoma-derived growth factor 1
Exons: 6
Coding region: 345-968 (207 amino acids)
Source: RefSeq, a predicted model, not a curated record